AUGUCGGAUCAGAAAGUAGAGAGCAAAAUACAAAUUCGACAGGCCAAGAAAGAAGAUAUGUCGGCAGUCGCAGAAAUGAUACAGGAAUUGGCCGACUUCGAAAAAAUGCCGACUGGCCCUAAAAUGUCUGUUAAAGAUCUGGAACAUGAUGGGUUCGUUCGAGAUCCGCCUGCCUUCCACUGCAAGAUAGCAGUUGAUGAUUCUAUUGUGGGCACAAACCCUGUGGUGGGGUAUGCACUUUACUUCCCUACUUACUCCACUUGGGAGGGACGCUCUAUGAUGCUGGAAGAUUUGUAUGUCCGUACGAACCAAAGAAGUAAAGGCAUCGGGAAGAAACUUUUUAAAUCUGUGGCUAAGGAAGCUAAAAAAACUGGUUGCAGCCGCUUAGACUUCCAUGUGCUUGAAUGGAACCCAGCACGGUCGUUCUAUGAGAAUGAGGGUGCAGUGAACAUGACAAAAUCAGAACAGUGGUGCUACUACAGGCUGACUGGAGAUGCUCUGCAGAAGUAUAUGUCAGUGGAUGAUUAA
Messenger RNA from Arctia plantaginis, 528 nucleotides. The record is from the annotation of a GenBank genome assembly. Lineage: Eukaryota; Metazoa; Arthropoda; Insecta; Lepidoptera; Erebidae.